Molecule: messenger RNA, 1045 nt
Organism: Galeopterus variegatus (Sunda flying lemur)
Lineage: Eukaryota; Metazoa; Chordata; Mammalia; Dermoptera; Cynocephalidae
Gene: CIB1
Product: calcium and integrin binding 1 (calmyrin)
Exons: 7
Coding region: 230-805 (191 amino acids)
Molecular function (GO): calcium ion binding
Source: RefSeq, a predicted model, not a curated record
GGCCCCGCCCCGGGCCCCGCCCCCAGCUCGCCUGGGACAGCCCGGAGCGGGAAGCUGGCUGGCUAAACCCGGCUGGGAGCGCCGGGGCGCUGUAAGGAGGGGGCGGGCCCGGGAGCUUUGGCCCCAGGAGCGGUUGCCGGGGAGGGGCGGUGACGCGGCCCGAAGGCGGAAGUGAGAAAGUUGCCGGCGACCCGAGGCGAGUUGGUGGAGCUGUGCGCGCGGCGCGGUGAUGGGGGGCUCGGGCAGUCGCCUGUCUAAGGAGCUGCUAGCCGAGUACCAGGACUUGACGUUCCUGACCAAGCAGGAGAUCCUCCUAGCGCACAGGCGGUUUUGUGAGCUGCUUCCCCAGGAGCAUCGGAGCAUGGAGGAAUCACUGCAGGCACAAGUGUCCUUCGAGCAGAUCCUCAGCCUUCCAGAGCUCAAGACAAACCCCUUCAAGGAGCGAAUCUGCAGGGUCUUCUCUACAUCCCCAACCAGAGACAGCCUGAGCUUCGAGGACUUCUUGGACCUCCUCAGUGUGUUUAGUGACACAGCAACCCCAGACAUCAAGUCCCACUAUGCCUUCCGUAUCUUCGACUUUGAUGAUGAUGGAACCUUGAACAGAGAAGACCUGAGCCGGCUCGUGAACUGCCUCACAGGAGAGGGCGAGGACACCCGGCUCAGUGCUGCAGAAAUGAAGCAGCUCAUUGACAAUAUCCUGGAAGAGUCCGACAUUGAUAGGGAUGGGACCAUCAAUCUCUCUGAAUUCCAGCACGUCAUCUCCCGUUCACCGGACUUUGCCAGCUCCUUUAAAAUUGUCCUGUGACAGCGCCCCAGCAUGUGUCCCAGCACCCUGUCCAAGAACUUUUCCACUGCUGAGCUGUGGCCAAGGUUAAGCCUGUGUUGCCUGGGCCAGCUCCAGGCUGGCCCAGCCUGGAGCUGGCACUGUGCAGUCUGGCCCUAGGUAGGGGAGCGCCCUCCUUGUCAGGGCCUCUUCCCUUCUCACCGCCAUUGUCAUCGCUCCGUUUGUGUUUCUACUAAUCAUUAAUAAACGUUUAGAAGUUUU